ACUGACCAGGGCAUCCGAAACCUCACAGUGGAAGAAGCAAAUCAUCUUGCUGCAUCUGACCCUGAUUAUGGCAUUCACGACCUCUAUGAAGCAAUUGCCACAGGGAACUUCCCAUCCUGGACUUUCUACAUCCAGGUCAUGACCUUCGAACAAGCAGAGAAGUUCCCUUUCAAUCCGUUUGAUCUGACCAAAAUCUGGCCUCACAAGGACUACCCCCUUAUCCCUGUGGGCAAGAUGGUGCUAAACAGGAACCCGGUGAACUAUUUUGUAGAAGUGGAGCAGGCGGCAUUUGAUCCAAGCAACAUGCCCCCUGGCAUUGAGCCCAGCCCGGAUAAGAUGCUGCAGGGGAGGUUGUUUUCCUACCCAGAUACGCACAGACACAGACUCGGGGCAAACUACCUGCAGUUACCAGUGAAUUGCCCAUACAAGGCUCGUGUCGCCAAUUACCAGCGGGACGGACCAAUGUGUUUUAAUGACAACCAGGGUAAUUGUGCUCCCAAUUACUAUCCCAACAGCUUUUCUGCUCCGGAUGCCCAGCCUAAGCUGAGGGAGCACAAGUUCAGAGUGUCAGCGGACGUGGCACGCUACAACAGCUCUGAUGAGGACAACGUGACCCAGGUGCGUGACUUUUACACAAAAGUGCUGAGUGAGGAGGAACGCCAGCGCCUGUGUGAAAAUAUUGCCGGACACCUGAAGGAUGCGCAGCUGUUUAUUCAGAAGAGAGCGGUGAAAAACUUCACGGACGUACACCCCGAUUACGGCUCACGUAUCCAGAAACUGCUGGAUAAAUUUAAUGCUGAGGUUCCGAAGAAGAAAACUGUGAGGACCUACACUCAAAAUACCAAAGACAAAUCAAAUCUGUAAUCUCUCUGCUUCAGGGAUCCUUCAUCUAAGCCAAUAUUGCACAGCUUUUUAAUUGUGGCAUCUAACUUUCCAAAGACCUUUGAUUGUACUACAAAUCAACUUGAAAUAUAUUUUCCGUCCUACUACUUUAUGUAGAAAGAUACAUAUUAAAUGCAGUAGCUACUAAUUAGGGCAGGGUUCCUAGCGCUUGCAGAAAGGGUCCGAUAUACAGUUACCAAAUGCAUGUUCCUAUUUACAGUUUUUGAUAAAACCCCAUAAAUCAUCUAACACCUGAAAUGUUAUAUGUGUUAGAAAGUAACUAAUGGCUGUUUCAGUUCCAUAGAUGAAUUUUUACUGACAAUAUUUUUGAUAAAUAUCAGACCUUGGUGUCAUUAGCCGUAAGAUCUUAAACUGUGUUGUGAUCCAUGAGGAUUGUGUAGAACAUUAUACUCUGUGCCUUACAGUAAGGGGUGACUAGCUGCGGUAAGCAUGGCACAAGGGUGGCGCAUGGCAAGUACCAGGUGCAUCUGAUAAUUCCUAGGGUGCGGCAGCCAAUAGAGCAAGGUCUGGUGGCCUGGUCUAACUGCUUAUUAGAGAUUGGGAUGUAGCCUGGAAUACAGAAGAACUGGAAUUUAACACCUAAUUAUGUUACUUGUAUCCUACAAUAAACAUGUCUGCAGUUA
Bombina bombina (fire-bellied toad) is the source of this 1526-nucleotide messenger RNA. RefSeq names its product catalase. Gene Ontology annotation, molecular function: heme binding; catalase activity. The record is from RefSeq and is a predicted model, not a curated record. Gene Ontology annotation, cellular component: cytoplasm; mitochondrion; peroxisome. Gene Ontology annotation, biological process: hydrogen peroxide catabolic process; response to hydrogen peroxide. The coding region runs from base 139 to 864 and encodes 241 amino acids. The transcript is spliced from 7 exons. Lineage: Eukaryota; Metazoa; Chordata; Amphibia; Anura; Bombinatoridae.